This is a messenger RNA of Vombatus ursinus (common wombat), 791 nucleotides long. RefSeq names its product interleukin-36 alpha-like. Gene Ontology annotation, molecular function: interleukin-1 receptor binding; cytokine activity. The record is from RefSeq and is a predicted model, not a curated record. The transcript has 6 exons. NCBI's taxonomy places the organism in Eukaryota, Metazoa, Chordata, Mammalia, Diprotodontia, Vombatidae. Gene Ontology annotation, biological process: positive regulation of gene expression; cellular response to lipopolysaccharide; cytokine-mediated signaling pathway. The coding region runs from base 225 to 524 and encodes 99 amino acids.
CAACCUCAGACACUGCUCCUUAAGUUCCAAGGUAGGAGCUGUCCCCACCCAAGUUACAGAAUGACUCAGUUCUUCAACUGGAUAACAGGCCAAGCAGCCCCAGAAAAUUUCACUGGAGCUUAAAGAAACCAUCACAACCCAAUAGCUCAGGAAAAUUGGAGAGAACAGUUACAACAGCCACACCUUUCUGGAUAGAGGAGCUGAGGAGAAGAGAGAAUCAUAUCAUGAAGACAGGCAACUGCAAUUCACAAGCUCAAGAAGCAGCAGAACAGCCUAACUUCAGGGGAAUUCGUGACAUCCAUCAGCAAGUCUUGGUCCUUCAAGAGAAGACCCUCAUAGCAGUUCCUCAGGAUGUAGACGUGCACCCAAUCUCAAUGAUGAGCAUACCAUGCCGAGAUCAGUCUCUUGAAAAAGACAAAGGCAAUCCUAUUUACCUGGGAAUAGCAGAGACUGAACUGUGCCUGUGCUGUGAAGAGAGUGGAGAGCAGCCCAUAUUGAAGCUUAAGUUCUGCCCUUUGGGAUGAAGCAGAGAAUAUUUAAAUCCUUCUUCUACAUGAAAGACCAUCUAACUCUUGAAAAAAGAUAUCAUGAAAAAAAAUAAGAAAAAAAGUAUCAUGUCCUCCACAGAGCUGUUCUCCUUCAAGCUAACACCACCACUUACUUCAUCUUAUUCUUAUGUGGCAUGAUCUUAGCAUCUUUCAUCAUCCUGGGGUCCCUUCUCUGGAUACUCUGUACUUUUAAAGUUCUUACUGAAAUGUGGUGCUCAGAACUGAAUGAAUUAAAAACAUUGA